GUGUGUUUCCGUGUCUCAUCACUUGAGGUAGAAACUCUAACCUAAGAGAGUGAGAAUGGAGUUCCCGGUCUAUUUAAGAAUUAACAAAGAUACAAUUAAAACAAUAACUCUGGCAACAUCAGAUGAAGAGAUUGGGAAACCCACCGUCAGAGAUCUAAAGAAAAAAGCCCUCAGUUAUUUCCCUGGAGUAGACGAUCUUGAACAGCUGAGGCUGGUUUUUGCUGGAAAAGAUCUUGAAGGAGAUGAAAAACUUGAAAAAUACGGCAUUCAAAAACUCGCUGUCAUUCAAGCCAUAAUGAAAAUGCGUGGAGGAAAAGGCCCACUUCCACCUGAUGAAGAGUUUCCCAAGUCUCGGUCUAUGGCAUGCCUUAUUCUUUUUGACUCACUUGGAUUAAUUUGAAAUAAGAACAUGCACACAUUUUUUUUUAUACAUCAGAUACCGCUGUAUAAUGGGGGAAUUAUUUGUACAUUAUGUACAAAAAAAAACAUAACUACAAAUUACAAAUGUAUUAAGAAAAUGUGUAAA
Messenger RNA from Pimephales promelas (fathead minnow), 526 nucleotides. The record is from RefSeq and is a predicted model, not a curated record. NCBI's taxonomy places the organism in Eukaryota, Metazoa, Chordata, Actinopteri, Cypriniformes, Leuciscidae.